Peniophora sp. CBMAI 1063 is the source of this 1005-nucleotide messenger RNA. Lineage: Eukaryota; Fungi; Basidiomycota; Agaricomycetes; Russulales; Peniophoraceae. The record is from the annotation of a GenBank genome assembly.
AUGUCUCCCUCCAAGGGCGUUCUCCGCGCCAACCUCCUCAAAUCUAUUCAGGAAGAUCAUCGCCGGGAGCUCAAGUCUCGUGCAGGGCCCGUCGACAAUGAUCUUGUGGCCUAUCGGCGCCGUCGCUGUCGACACCUUGGCCAUUACCUACGAAAGGAUAUACAAUGCUUUACCGACACGCCUGACGAUGGUCGCUGGUUUGUCGAGUGUCUUCUCCCUCAUCCAGGCGACGUCACUGGCGAUGGUGGCGUGCACAUCUACGUUUCCCGACGCCUCGACCCAGAGGUGUUACAGGAACUGCGUGAUCAUGUGUUUGCGCGUCGUCUACAAGCCCAACAGCUGUUGCCUACCGAAUCCCGGUCCGAACCUAGCGUCCGGUCACAGAGUCCUGGUCGAGAUACCCUUGUGCAUAGAUCUGGACGAGCGCCGCGCAUGCUGGGUUCACCAAGACGGCCUUACCCAACAAGCGCUAGCCCCUCGCCCCGCACUUUCUGCAGUGUACUCGUUGCGCCGAGCGGGCACUCCUCACCCGACGUGCCCAGGCGCUCUUCCCCAAAGACUGCAUAUAUCGAGAUCAGCGAUUCGGAAUCAGACACGACCUCUCGACAUGUUUUGGGGAGAAGGUCCAGAAGCCCCAGUCUGGAAAUCCUGACCGCACCGUCGUUAUACGCACCAUCAUUCACCGUCUGGCUGUUCAUGGAGCAAGAUGCCCCCCCGCAGGCCAUCGAUCUUAAGAUACUCUCUGGCGCCGAGGAGAUACUCCUCCGGGAUUACGAUCAGCAGUGGGAGAAGGUGGGGCUGAAGGUCUCUGAACGAGUUAAGAUCCUCGCGGCGUACAGCCAGAAGGAGCCUCUAUGGCAGUUUGGCCGUCUCUGCGACAUACGUAUUCCUGUCAGGGCGCGCGCCAUCGUACUUGCGCACGUCAACAUAGACCACUAUCACGCGCUCUUGCGGACGCUCUUCCGACACGCUUUCACCGGAGGGUUCUCGCACGGGAUGGCAUAG